AUGCCUAUGGAGUUUUUUCUUAAUAUUUAUCAUUGGAAAGAUGAUCCAAUACCAGUUGUAUCCUCAUUAAAAAAACAUGUUCUUAUUUUAUUUGGUAUUUUAAUUGGAAUAUUAUUUAUAUCAACAAUUGUAUUAGCAAUUUUAUUUACUAUUGAAAAAAAUAAAACAAUAGCAAUAAAAACAGUAGAAAAUGAUUUAUGUGUAACUUCACCUUGUAUUAAAGCAGCAAAUUAUUUACUUGAAAGUAUUGAUGAAAGUGUUGAACCAUGUGAAAAUUUUUUUCAAUUUGCUUGUGGAACAUGGUUAAAAAAUAAUCGAAUACCUGAUGACACCGGUGCUCAAGAUACAUUCAACGUGUUACGAACUCAAUUAGACAAUCAUGUUGUCGAUAUUUUAACAUCACCACUAACAAAUGAUACAAUUCAAAUAAAAUCUAUUGCUAAUGCACGUCAAUUAUAUGAUUCAUGUAUUGAUGAAUUAGCUAUUGAAUCUGCUGGUGUAGAUACGGUGUUAUCUGUUAUUGAUGGUGAACUUGGUGGUUGGCCUAUUUUAAAUGGUUUAUCAUGGAAUGAAACACAAUUUAAUCUUUCACGUUUAAUAUUUAAAUUACGCGAAUAUAAUAAUAAUAUUAUUUAUAAUUGUGGUACAGCAACUGAUGAUAAAAAUUCAUCUGCUUAUUACAUACGAAUAGCACAAAGUGAUCUUGGCCUUGAACAACGACAAUAUUAUUUAAAUGAAACAAAACUUACACUUGCUUAUAAACAAUUUAUGUAUGAUUUAGCUAUGUCAUUAACAAAUGAUACAACAAUGGUUGAUAAGGAUGCUCGAGAUAUAUAUGAAUUUGAAAAAAAAAUUGCUUUUUUUCAUUGGACAACUGCUGAACAACGUGCAAGACAAAAUGACAUAAUUCGUACAACAAUUGGUAAUCUAUCACGAAUAUUUAAUACAAGUUUUGAUUUUACAAAUUAUCUUCGUCAAAUUUAUAGUUUAGCUAAUGUUACAUUAUUCGAUAAUGAUAAUGUAUCAGUUAGUGAAUUAGAAUUUUUACGUAAUGCAUCAUUAAUUAUUGAUCAACAUUCACCACGUGUUUUACAAAAUUAUUUUAUCUGGAGAUUUAUGAUGAAUAGAGCAGCUAAUAUGCCAAAACGUUAUCGUGUUAUAAGAGAACAAUUUGAUAGAGUGUAUCGUGGUACUAAUGCUGAACGUCCACGUUCAAUAUCAUGUGGUGCUUAUGUUAAUAAUAAUAUGGGUUUUGCUGUAUCGAAACUUUAUAUUAAGAAAUAUUUUGAUGAAAAUGCUAAAAAUCAGUCAUUGGAAAUGAUUCAUAAUAUUCGAAGUGCAUUUAUUGAAAUGCUCGAAGAAUCUACAUGGAUGGAUGAUGUUUCAAAAAGUAAAGCAAAAGAAAAAGCUUUAGCAAUCGAUGAAAAAAUUGGUUAUCCAGAAUAUUUAAGUAGUGAUAAUAUUACAGAAUUAGAACAAGAUUAUGCUGAAUAUAAUUUUAAUGAAUCGUAUAUUCAUAAUAUUUUUAAAAUGUUAAAAAUAAAAUCUAAAGAAAAUUUUAAAAUACUUCGUGAAACUGUCGAUCGUAAAGCAUGGGGUGCUAGUCCACCAACUGUUGUCAAUGCUUUUUAUACACCAUCGAAAAAUCAAAUUGCUUUUCCAGCUGGUAUUUUUCAAAUGCCUUUUUUUAAUAAAGAUACACCGAAAUAUCUCAAUUAUGGUGGAAUUGGAGCUGUCAUUGGACAUGAAAUAACACAUGGUUUUGAUGAUAAUGGUCGCCAAUAUGAUAAAGAUGGAAAUCGAAUACUUUGGUGGACAUCAGAAACAAUUGAUCGAUUUAAUAAACGUAAAACAUGUAUAGUUGAUCAAUAUAGUCAAUAUAUUCUAGAACAAAUUAAUAUCAGCAUAAAUGGCAAUCAAACUCAAGGUGAAAAUAUUGCAGAUAAUGGUGGAAUUAAAGAAGCAUUUUAUGCCUAUAGAAAAUGGGUUCAAAAAAACGGAAAUUUUGAUAAAAAAUUACCUGGUUUAAUUAAAUAUUCAUCUGAACAAAUGUUUUUUAUUAAUUAUGCACAAGUAUGGUGUUCAAAAAUGACUGAUUCAUAUGCUAUGAAUAGAGUUUUAACUGGUGUUCAUUCACCUGGACAAUUCAGAGUACUUGGUCCAACAUCAAAUUUUGAUGAAUUCGAUCGAGUAUUUGGUUGUAAACCAGGUCAAGGAAAUAGUCGAGUAAAUAAAUGUAUUGUAUGGUAG
This is a messenger RNA of Rotaria sordida, 2250 nucleotides long. The record is from the annotation of a GenBank genome assembly. NCBI's taxonomy places the organism in Eukaryota, Metazoa, Rotifera, Eurotatoria, Philodinida, Philodinidae.